UUGCACAAAACAAGAUAGAUAUUUGCUUCAUUCUUCUCUAUCUUUCUCUCUUUCCAUCCUUCCCAUCUUUAAGCUUCAAAGUUCUUCCUUGCUUUUGCUGCUUUCAAAAGCAAAUCUGACUUUCUUCUUCUCUAUUUUCUCUAAUUCACUUUUCUUCUUUCAAUUUUUUCACUUUAACUACACAGAACAAAGUCUCUUUUCAAGUUCCCCAUUUGUUUAUAUAUGGUUUUCAGUAUCUUCUUCUUCUUCUUCUUUAGGGUUUUUAUUUCCCAUUAAAAGUUCUUGAGCUUUUUCUUGGGUUGCUUCCUCUUCAAGAUCUUAUCUUUACUCUGCUUAAAAAAUAAGCUGAAAGAUUUUCUUUUUUGUUCUUUCCUCUUGAGAAAGUGAUGCGAAAAUAUUCCCAGAAUUUCCCAUGAGAUAAAUUGGUAUUAAGGUAUGUGUAAUUGUUCCCCAGCAUCAAAUCUCUUGACUCAAGCUUACAGUUUCAGGAAAGAAACAAGUUAAAACAGAGCAUUUGUUCAUGGAUUCGAGUAGCAAUCACAGUUAUCACCACCAAAGCAACCAGCCCUCUUCUGGGUUAUUGCGGUUUCGCUCAGCUCCAAGCUCACUUCUUGCUAAUUUCAAUGAUAAUGGAGUUAGUGAUGAUUCUGUUUUGAGUUUUCAAGAAUUUGAGGAUAGAUCUGCAGUAAGAGUGAGAGAGUCACCUCUCAGUUAUGCAAAUUCCCCGCAGAGUUACUCCUGUUUGCCUCCUCAUUACCCUAGACAAAGUUCAGCUACUACAUCUUCAGCUAUGGAUAGCUCUUAUGGAUUAAUGGGUUCAAUGGCAAUGGGUCAUCAUGAGCAAGCCAAAAGGCUUGAUUCAAAUCUUGCUAGACUCAAUAGCUCCCCUGCUGGAUUCAUUGAUCUUUGUGUUCAAAAUGGUUAUGCCACUAUGAAAGGGAUGGGAAUCCAUGCUGGGGUUAAUGGUACAAAUGGAGAAGGAAGUCCAAGAUUAAAGAGCCAACUUAGCUUCCCGGCAAGAAUACCAUCUUCUUUGAGCAUGUUGUCGCCAAUGUCAGCAAUCGAGAGUGAAAGCAUUGAUGCAGCCAGCCCUGAUAGUGGAAAGCUCAGAAAUGGCAACUGUGAUGCUCGAGCUUAUACCGCUACUGGGUUCCCAUAUGGUUCUUGGAAUGAUUCAAAUUUUGCAGAAAAUUUUAACAGCAUGAAAAGAGAUCCAGAUGAUAAUGGAAAACUAUUUUCUAAUAUACAGAACGGAGAGCUUGUGAAUCGAGUUAAUUCUCUAUCACACCACUUAAGCUUGCCAAAGACAUCAGUUGAUAUGGUUGCCAUGGAAAAGUUACUCAAUUUCCAGGAUACUGUUCCUUGUAAAAUUAGAGCUAAGCGCGGCUGUGCCACUCAUCCUCGAAGUAUUGCUGAAAGAGUGAGAAGAACCCGGAUCAGCGAAAGAAUGAGGAAACUACAGGAGCUUGUCCCAAACAUGGACAAGCAGCAAACAAACACAGCAGACAUGCUAGAUUUGGCUGUUGUGUACAUUAAAGAUCUUCAGAAGCAAUACAAGACGCUCAGCGACAUCCGAGCCCACUGCAAGUGUUCGAAUAAGCAGAAGCCAGUGCAACACCAAAUUGUUUGAAAUGCUUCUGUACAGAGAAUAAGAGAAAUGGAUAGGAACAAGUUCUUGUUUAUCUUUUUCUAUGCAAUGAACAAUAGGGCAACAUUGUCAGUUUGGUAGAAUUUUCACAGGAAGAUCAUUAUAUGGAAGCUAACAAAGCUUCCAAUUACACAAUACCUGAAAUAAAAUAGAAAAAUGUACAGGACAUGUUCUUGUAGUGCAUUAAUUCCUUGUUAUUUGCAAUUUAUCUUCUGCUGAAUAUGCAAGUUGCAAUUCAAUUGCAGGCUCUCUUUUCACA
Molecule: messenger RNA, 1907 nt
Organism: Manihot esculenta (cassava)
Lineage: Eukaryota; Viridiplantae; Streptophyta; Magnoliopsida; Malpighiales; Euphorbiaceae
Product: transcription factor bHLH130
Exons: 6
Coding region: 521-1630 (369 amino acids)
Biological process (GO): regulation of transcription by RNA polymerase II
Cellular component (GO): nucleus
Molecular function (GO): DNA-binding transcription factor activity, RNA polymerase II-specific; RNA polymerase II cis-regulatory region sequence-specific DNA binding; protein dimerization activity
Source: RefSeq, a predicted model, not a curated record